Eubalaena glacialis (North Atlantic right whale) is the source of this 1086-nucleotide messenger RNA. RefSeq names its product ubiquitin-like modifier-activating enzyme 5. The record is from RefSeq and is a predicted model, not a curated record. Gene Ontology annotation, cellular component: cytoplasm; cytosol. The transcript has a single exon. Gene Ontology annotation, molecular function: UFM1 activating enzyme activity. Lineage: Eukaryota; Metazoa; Chordata; Mammalia; Artiodactyla; Balaenidae. Gene Ontology annotation, biological process: protein ufmylation.
AUGGCAUUGAAACGAAUGGGAAUUGUAAGCGACUAUGAGAAAAUCCGUACCUUUGCUGUAGCAAUAGUAGGUGUUGGUGGAGUUGGCAGUGUGACUGCUGAAAUGCUGACAAGAUGCGGCAUUGGUAAGUUGCUACUCUUUGACUAUGACAAGGUGAAACUGGCCAAUAUGAAUCGACUUUUCUUCCAACCUCAUCAAGCAGGAUUAAGUAAAGUUCAAGCAGCAGAACAUACUUUGAGGAACAUUAAUCCUGGUGUUCUUUUUGAAGUACACAACUACAAUAUAACCACAGUAGAAAACUUUGAACGUUUCAUGAAUAGAAUAAGUAAUGGUGGAUUAGAAGAAGGAAAACCUGUUGACCUAGUUCUUAGCUGCGUGGACAAUUUUGAAGCUCGAGUGACAAUAAAUACAGCUUGUAAUGAGCUUGGACAAACAUGGAUGGAGUCUGGGGUCAGUGAAAAUGCAGUUUCAGGGCGUGUACAGCUCAUAAUUCCUGGAGAAUCUGCUUGUUUUACGUGUGCGCCACCGCUUGUAGUUGCUGCACAUAUUGAUGAGAAGACUCUGAAACGAGAAGGUGUUUGUGCAGCCAGUCUUCCUACCACUAUGGGAGUGGUUGCUGGGAUCUUGGUACAAAAUGUGUUAAAGUUUCUGUUAAAUUUUGGUACUGUUAGUUUUUGCCUUGGAUACAAUGCAAUGCAGGAUUUUUUCCCUACUAUGUCCAUGAAGCCAAAUCCUCAGUGUGAUGACAGAAAUUGUAGGAAGCAACAGGAAGAAUAUAAGAAAAAGGUAGCAGCACUGCCCACACAGAAGGUUGUUUAAGAAGAGGAAGAGAUAAUACAUGACGACAAUGAGUGGGGUAUUGAGUUGGUAUCUGAGGUUUCAGAAGAGGAACUGAAAAAUUCUUCAGGUCCAAUUCGUGACUUACCUGAAGGAAUUACAGUGGCAUAUACAGUUCCCCAAAAGCAAGAAGAUUCUGUACCUGAAGUAACAGUGGAAGAUUCUGGUGAAAGCUUGGAAGACCUCAUGGCCAAUAUGAAGAACAUGUAAAUAAUGGACUGGCCUGUAUUUUAUUUCCUGUGUCUAAAC